AUGGCUCGGACGGCGCUCUCGCUGAUUCCCUCGCCUGAUCCGGACACUUUCACCGAGCUCCUCGUCAACGACCUGCACGUCCCGCUCGACUCGACAGCCUCGAUGCGAAGGUGGCUUCCAGGACAUCUCUGGACGCUCGCGCACGAGUGGCUGAACGCGAUGGACGAGCGGGAAGGAAUUGUCCCGCCGCCCAUUCCUCCCUUGCCUGGACUGCCUCGCCGCCUUGCGCCAAUCCCAGGCGUUCUGCCUGUUCCUGCGAGUCCCGAACCCUCUGACUUUCUUCCCGACGCCGAAACCGACCUCGCGCAAGCAGCUGGUAGUCCGGCCGCUGAAGAGGGCUGCGACGACGUCCAGGUUGCUCACGGUGCUAGCGAAGACCAGCCGCUGCCGAGCUCUCUCUCUCAAGCUCAGCCUCUCACACGAGCUGAACGCCUGGAGCGCAGACUUCAGCAGAAGGAGAAGCAGCAGCUAGAGCAAAGGCGACGGUUGGACGGCUCCGGCUCGAAGGACACGCAGUCGCCUUGGACUACUCCCCUCGCAGUGCGGCCUCUUGCGCGUUCAGCGGCUUCGGGCAUGCGGCAUGAGCGAUGCGGGUCACCACGCAGGAAGUCCGCCCUCGCCUCCGAGCUCAUCGCAGGAAUUGCGCCGCCUUCGUCUCGCUAUCGGGCGCCGCUUAACGAGCGAAACGGAUCAGCCAUCUUGCAGGAUUUGUUCCAGGUCGGAACGCUGCGCUUCGCUCCACCGAAGGAAGUCGCGACGUCUUCGAACUUGCCGAGCAUUCAAGUCGUCCCGCCCACCUCGCCUCAGCCACCGACGUCGGCGCCGCUUUCCCCCCAGCAAAUUGAUCCGCUCACUCCAGACGACCUCUCGAGGUCGCCCGCCCGGCGGCCACUGAAGCGAGUCAAGGUGAACCAGCUGGGCGAACCGGUCAAAAGGCGCCUUCACAUCGAGCCGGACGACGCGUUCAUCCUGCCCUUCCAGUUCCCGGCGAACUCGUAG
Molecule: messenger RNA, 999 nt
Organism: Rhodotorula toruloides NP11
Lineage: Eukaryota; Fungi; Basidiomycota; Microbotryomycetes; Sporidiobolales; Sporidiobolaceae
Exons: 3
Coding region: 1-999 (332 amino acids)
Source: RefSeq, a predicted model, not a curated record